Molecule: messenger RNA, 1576 nt
Organism: Hyaena hyaena (striped hyena)
Lineage: Eukaryota; Metazoa; Chordata; Mammalia; Carnivora; Hyaenidae
Gene: DCAF13
Product: DDB1 and CUL4 associated factor 13
Exons: 11
Coding region: 142-1479 (445 amino acids)
Biological process (GO): maturation of SSU-rRNA from tricistronic rRNA transcript (SSU-rRNA, 5.8S rRNA, LSU-rRNA)
Cellular component (GO): nucleolus; small-subunit processome
Molecular function (GO): protein binding
Source: RefSeq, a predicted model, not a curated record
AGAGGGCGUGGCUUCCACUCCGUGGACGUCACAUGACAGGAAGUAGUCUAGAAGAAGCGGAAGUAGCAUGUGCCGGAGGAGGCGGGGGUAACCCAAACUUGGAGAAAAGGCUCGGGGAGUCGGGGGCACCUAGCUGCCAAAAUGAAGGUGAAGAUGCUGAGCCGGAACCCGGACAACUAUGUCCGCGAAACCAAGCUGGAUUUACAAAGAGUUCCAAGAAACUAUGAUCCUACCUUACAUCCUUUCGAGGUCCCGCGAGAAUAUGUAAGAGCUUUAAAUGCUACCAAAUUGGAACGGGUAUUUGCAAAACCAUUCCUUGCUUCUCUGGAUGGUCACCGAGAUGGAGUCAAUUGCUUGGCAAAGCACCCAAAGAGCCUGGCUACUGUCCUUUCUGGGGCAUGUGAUGGAGAGGUUAGAAUUUGGAACUUGACUAAACGAAAAUGUAUCCGUACGAUACAAGCACAUGAGGGUUUUGUACGAGGAAUAUGUACUCGCUUCUGUGGGACUUCUUUCUUUACUGUUGGUGAUGACAAAACUGUGAAGCAGUGGAAAAUGGAUGGACCAGGCUAUGGAGAAGAAGAGGAACCAUUGCAUACAAUAUUAGGAAAGACAGUGUAUACAGGGAUUGAUCAUCACUGGAAAGAACCUGUUUUUGCCACAUGUGGACAGCAAGUGGACAUUUGGGAUGAACAAAGAACAAGUCCUAUAUGUUCAAUGACCUGGGGAUUCGACAGUAUAAGUAGUGUUAAAUUUAACCCAAUUGAGACAUUUCUCUUGGGAAGUUGUGCUUCUGACAGGAAUAUAGUACUAUAUGACAUGCGGCAAGCUACUCCCCUGAAAAAGGUCAUCUUAGAUAUGAGAACAAACACAAUUUGUUGGAACCCUAUGGAAGCUUUCAUUUUUACUGAGGCAAAUGAGGAUUACAACUUAUAUACUUUCGAUAUGCGUGCACUGGACACUCCUGUAAUGGUCCAUAUGGAUCAUGUAUCUGCGGUGCUCGAUGUGGAUUAUUCUCCCACUGGGAAGGAGUUUGUGUCUGCUAGUUUUGAUAAAUCUGUUCGAAUUUUUCCUUUGGACAAGAGUAGAAGCAGGGAAGUCUAUCACACGAAGAGAAUGCAACAUGUUAUCUGUGUAAAAUGGACUUCUGACAGCAAAUAUAUUAUGUGUGGAUCUGAUGAAAUGAACAUUCGUCUGUGGAAAGCUAAUGCUUCUGAAAAGUUGGGUGUGCUUACAUCACGAGAAAAAGCAGCUAAAGAUUAUAACCAAAAAUUGAAAGAGAAAUUUCAGCAUCAUCCUCAUAUAAAACGCAUUGCUCGUCACCGACAUCUACCAAAAUCCAUCUACAGCCAGAUUCAGGAACAGCGCAUCAUGAAAGAAGCUCGUCGACGAAAGGAAGUGAAUCGUCUCAAACAUAGCAAGCCCGGAUCUGUAUCGAUUGUGUCGGAGAAGAAGAAACACGUAGUGGCUGUUGUGAAAUAAUAUUUGGUAUUCUUACCAAUCCUGAUACAUGAUGAUUUGUUACACUUUGAUUUGCAAACUCUGUAAAUAAAAAUACUGGCUCUAGAAUAAUAACAAA